This is a messenger RNA of Botrytis porri, 1551 nucleotides long. RefSeq lists its product as uncharacterized. The transcript has 3 exons. Bases 1 to 1551 code for a protein of 516 amino acids. NCBI's taxonomy places the organism in Eukaryota, Fungi, Ascomycota, Leotiomycetes, Helotiales, Sclerotiniaceae. The record is from RefSeq and is a predicted model, not a curated record.
AUGGAUAGCUCUAUUGACAGAAGCUUAUCCCCUCCAACCCCAUUUCCUACUCUCGAAACAACUACUGCUCCCCUUCCCACAACCAAUGCACCAGGCAGAACAAGAUCGAGAUCAGAUACACUUACUUCAUCAACUGAGCGUCCUCAAUUAGAGGAUUUGAUUCCAACAUCGCGCCGUGAUUCAAUCAAUUCAAAUACAUCCGAUUCAAGCCUUAUCAACGCAGAGCUCGAACGCCUUCGCGCAGAGGUCAUUCGACACGAUCGAGAGCUUCAAGAAUCUGGCAUCGAUCUUGGAAUUUACGGAGAAGCAAUUGCAGCAGAACCUGAAAGUGAGGAAUUCAGUUAUCGUGGAGUUCAGAGCGCGCGACCAUCUCCCCGUCUGCCAUCAGUUCGCCAGCCACUUCCAGUUGUUGAGCACCCUCUUACUGCUGAUUUAAGAGCCCGUCGUCGUGGAUCGGUUAUUCACCACUCUCGAUCGUCUUCUGUCUCUUCACUCCCGUCUACUGAAGACCUUCGAGCCUUUCCAGAGCUUGACUACAGACCCAUUGUACAAGAGCCUUUCCACCAUCAAAUUCCACUCACUUCUUCUACCUACAAUCUUCCUCUACUCACCUCUGCGACAUACGUUCCCCCACCACAAGCACCCAAAACACGUAAGGAUCGUAAGAUGAAUUAUCAGGGUUUCGGUGAUCCAAAUCAAUCCGGCCAACCAUCUAACUCUAGACAAGCACCACCAUCACCGGGUCAAGGCAUGGCUCAUACAAACGGUAUGAACGGUCAAAUGAACAUGGCCGGAAUGGCUAACAUGAUUGGCUUUCCAACUCCCGCCGGACAUCAAUCUGAUCUCAACUACAUUAUGGUUAUGGUUGAAGAAUUGAGCCGUCUUUUGGCCGCCAAUCAGAAGAUUACCGAUAGCAUUCUUGAGAAGAUCGGUAAUGUUCGCCAACGAGCCAAAGACAAGAAUUUGAGCAACGACGAGCUUCUUGAUAUUGUUACUGAGGAAUUGAAUGCUGGCUCGGAGAAUCUUGAAAUCGAGAACGUGCAAUUGCGUAGAGAAGUCGAAUCAUCCAAGGCUGAUGCUGACGAGAAUUGGAAGUUGGUUCUUCAUGCUGCUGGUAUCCUUGAAGAUAUCAAGGAGAAGGCCCACAAUUACAAGUUUCAACAUGAGAAGGAUACUCUUGCUUGGCACAAGAGUUACCGCGAUCAACUUGCUCAAGAACGCAAAGAGAACCUCGAACUUCGAUGCCAUAUUGCGGAUAUGCAAGCUCAUGCUGCAAAGGCCAAUGACUACAUUAAUCAACUUCGUCGUUAUGCUUCCGAGCACAAGAUCAUCACUGAGCUUACAACCCAAGUUCAUCAGUAUAAAGGUGAACGUCGUUAUUGGAAGCGUAUGGCUUGUCCUGGACUCAUUGAAGAUCCUAGCGAGUGGUCUGAUGGUGAAGGUGGUGCUACAGGCGAUAUCCCUGAGGCUGAGAAGAUUGCAUGUGCUCCGUGGAUUGCUGAACGUGAAGAGAUGGCACGCAUUCUUAAUGGCGAUGGUGGAUCAUCUUAA